AUCCCAAGAUGCAUCGCGCAAUGUCAACUGUGUCCCGCUACGGGUCCCACACUUUCUUGGGAAAUGGAGUCCAAGCUGCCCUGAAAAUUAACGGUCCCAGUUAUUCUGAGACUCCAUUCCCCAGCAAGCUCAGCGUGUAGCAUACAGCAUGGAGCCGCAAGUCGCUGAGCUGAAGCAGAAGAUUGAGGACACGUUGUGCCCUUUUGGCUUCGAGGUUUACCCCUUCCAGGUGGCAUGGUACAAUGCAGUCCUGCCUUCAGCCUUCCACCUGCCCCUGCCAGGACCUACCCUGGCCUUCCUGGUACUCAGCACACCUGCCAUGUUUGACCGGGCCCUCAAGCCCUUCCUGCAGAGUGGCCACCUCCAACCACUGACUGACCCUGUGGACCAAUGUGUGGCCUACCACCUAGGCCGUGUUAGAAAGAGCCUCCCAGAGCUGCAGAUUGAAGUUAUCGCUGACUACGAGGUACACCCCAACCGGCGUCCCAAGAUUCUGGCCCAGACAGCAGCCCAUGUGGCAGGGGCUGCUUACUACUACCAACGACAGGAUGUAGAGGCUGACCCCUGGGGAACCCAGCAUAUAUCAGGUGUGUGCAUACACCCCCGAUUUGGGGGCUGGUUUGCCAUCCGAGGGGUAUUGCUGCUGCCAGGAAUAGAAGUGCCUGAUCUGCCACCCACUAAACCCCUCGACUGUGUACCAACAAGAACUGACCGAAUCGCCCUGCUUGAAAGCUUCAAUUUUCAUUGGCGUGACUGGGCUUACCGGGAUGCUGUGACACCCCAGGAGCGCUACUCAGAAGAGCAGAAGGCCUACUUUUCCACACCACCUGCCCAGCGCUUGGCCUUGCUGGGCUUGGCCCAACCCUCAGAGGAGCCUAGUUCUGCAUCCCCCGAGCUUCUCUUUACCACACUGAUACCCAAAUCUCAGAAUCUCAGCAGAGCCAGGGGGUGGCUCAGCCCCAGGGUCUCACCACCUGCAUCCCCUGGCCCUUGAUACCCUCCUCCCCUGUGAGAUCCCUAUUUAUACCAGUGGUACUUGCUAAGACUUAACCUGGCUUUGGCAAGGCAAAGGUUUUAUUUUGGCUAAAAGAUGAUUACUUUUGAUAAAAGAAUUAUAGUAGAGAUCUUCAAUGAAGAUAAUGAGGCUCAGAAGUCUGGUCAAGACAGAAAUCAAAGACUAAUAAAUCAAUAUUAGUUAGUAUUUCAAUAGGGAAAAAGACGAAGGCAGACUCUGAAUUCCCACCUGCCUUGUCAUAUGGAAUUAUUGCCUGUUACCAUUAGUCUACAGUGCUACAUGUUACAAGGACAAAGGGGUAUUUAUUGCCUGUUACCAUUUAUCUGCAAUGCUCCAAGAUGUUACUUGAUAUAAGGCCUAAGGGACAACUAAUCCUCUAAGCAAUAAUAUAAAUAAUGUAUCAUAGUGUUGUUGUGUGAACUGAAUACAUGUAAAACAUUUCUGAAACAGCCUAGCUUACUGCAGUAUUAUCAGCUGUUCUUAUGUCUUGAUGUCUGGUAGGCUGGGGUAGCUGAUAAAAACAAGUGUAUGGAAGGUCACCAUAUAAUAUAUCCUCAGUUCUGAAUCUGCCCUAGCUUUAAGGGCCCAGGAGGUACCCCACCCCCCACCAAUACCUCCCUCAGGACAAUGAUAUGAAUGAGGGCAAAAAAAAGGACUACCUCAAAUCAAGGUUAGAACCCAGGGGAGGUGAGAGGUGUUCAACCUUAUGCUUUUGAUUUGCAAGGUUCUAUCCUACAAAUACCAACACUGUGCUUAUCUUCUCCCCCUUUCAGUUAUAAAGUUACAGAGCCUCUAAUUCUAAUCUUUUACAAAGCCAGUAGCAGAUUUUCAUCAGAAGCUAAUCUUCCCUGGGCCUGGUGGCUCAGUUGGUUGAACAACUGUCCUGAACACCAAAAGGUUGCAGGUUUCAUUCCCAGUCAGGGAACACAGAGAUUGCAGGUUCAGUGCCCAUUCAGGGCACAUGUGGAAGACAACUAAUCAAUGUUUCUCACAUUGAUGAUUCUCUCUCUCCAUUCCCCUCUCUAUAAAAACCAAUGAAAUCAUAUCCUUGAGUAAAGGUUUAAAAACAAAAA
Messenger RNA from Myotis davidii, 2088 nucleotides. RefSeq names its product methylmalonic aciduria (cobalamin deficiency) cblC type, with homocystinuria (gene MMACHC). The coding region runs from base 149 to 994 and encodes 281 amino acids. Gene Ontology annotation, cellular component: cytoplasm. Lineage: Eukaryota; Metazoa; Chordata; Mammalia; Chiroptera; Vespertilionidae. Gene Ontology annotation, biological process: cobalamin metabolic process. The transcript is spliced from 4 exons. The record is from RefSeq and is a predicted model, not a curated record. Gene Ontology annotation, molecular function: cyanocobalamin reductase (cyanide-eliminating) (NADP+) activity; FAD binding; demethylase activity.